This is a messenger RNA of Aphidius gifuensis, 1350 nucleotides long. RefSeq lists its product as uncharacterized. Bases 1 to 1350 code for a protein of 449 amino acids. The transcript has 2 exons. The record is from RefSeq and is a predicted model, not a curated record. NCBI's taxonomy places the organism in Eukaryota, Metazoa, Arthropoda, Insecta, Hymenoptera, Braconidae.
AUGGCUGAAAAUCCAGCUCUUCAACAGGCAUAUUGUGACUUCAUGAAUGAAUACGAGUCACAAGGUCACAUGGUCGAAGCAUCACCUGUUGAAGACCAUUCUAGAUGCUACUACCUACCACAUCAUAGUGUCAUCAAAGAGUCGAGUACAUCAACAAAGUUGAGAGUUGUAUUUAACGGUUCACAAAAGACAAAUACUGGUGAAUCUUUAAACGACAACUUGUACGAGGGUCCCAAGUUAUUGAAUUCUUUGGUGUCUGUACUCACACAAUGGAGAGCAUAUCAGUAUGUUUUUUCGUGUGACAUACGACAAAUGUUCAGACAGAUCAUCAUCCAUCCUGAUGAUCAAAAGUAUCAAAGAAUUCUUUGGAGACAUACACUCGACUCACCAGUUCAAGAGUACGAAUUAACAACCGUAACAUAUGGUACCAAACCAGCACCAUUUUUGGCUUUGGCUACUUUGAAGCAACUUGAACUGGAAGAGGGAGAUAGGUUCCCGUUGGUUAAAUCAGCUAUUUCACAAGGGUCAUAUAUGGAUGACAUAUAUGUUGGUGCUGAUAAUAUACAACAAGGGGUUGACAAGGUGGUACAAAUACAACAAAUGCUUCACUCAGGUGGCUUCGAGCUGAGGAAAUGGAUAAGUAACUCGAGUGAGUUAUUGAGUAAAAUUUCAGUAGAAUUUCAUGAGAAAUCAUCCACCUCGAGUGAUAGUAAUCAAGUUUUCAGGACACUUGGUCUCAAUUGGGAUACAACAGCUGAUUGUUUUAGUUAUAUUCCAAUAGUAUAUAAAGAACCUAAAGCAAUCACUAAGAGAGUCGUCUUAGCACAAGUGGCUCAACUAUUCGAUCCACUUGGUUGGAUAUCACCAGUCAUAGUUAAGGGUAAAUUAUUUAUGCAAUCUUUAUGGAAGAUUAAGCUUGACUGGGAUGAGCCAAUUCCUGAAAAUUUAUUGGGUCCAUGGAGAGACUUUGUCUCUCAACUGAGUCAUCUAUCUGAGAUAAAAAUACCGAGAUGGUUGAAUCUCACACCAACAGUUUCAUCCAUUGAGAUUCAUGGAUUUGGUGACGCUUCUGAUGCAGCAAUUGGGGCUGUAGUGUACUUGGUGUCUAUUGAUACUCUUGGUGUAGCCAAGAGUAAUAUAAUAGCAUCAAAAUCGAAGCUAGCACCUAUUAAGGCCGAAUCCAACAGCUCCAAUAAAACUAGAGCAACCUGGCAUCAUGUGCCAGGUGAGGAUAAUCCAGCUGAUAUCGUAUCACGUGGUACAUCAUCAUCACAACUGCAUACAGACACGUUGUGGUGGCAGGGUCAACCUGGAUUAUCAAAGUCAAGAUUCAUGGCCUGUGUUGAGUAA